This is a messenger RNA of Eutrema salsugineum, 2078 nucleotides long. Its product is annotated as protein BONZAI 2. The transcript is spliced from 16 exons. The coding region runs from base 144 to 1901 and encodes 585 amino acids. Gene Ontology annotation, molecular function: calcium-dependent phospholipid binding. NCBI's taxonomy places the organism in Eukaryota, Viridiplantae, Streptophyta, Magnoliopsida, Brassicales, Brassicaceae. Gene Ontology annotation, cellular component: plasma membrane. Gene Ontology annotation, biological process: cellular response to calcium ion. The record is from RefSeq and is a predicted model, not a curated record.
CAGUGGGUCCCAUAUCACUUCCCCGGUCCAGAUUUUUCUCCUCUUCCCUCUUCUUCCUCCUCAAAUCUCCUCCUUCUUCUUCUUCUUCUGUGAACUCGCCGUCUAAUGAUUGUCUCUGCUUCUCGAUCCAUCUUUUGAGUGAUAUGGGAAGCUGCUGGUCCGAUGGCUCUUACGGUGGUGGUGGAAUGGUCGGUGUUGGCGGGACUUCUUCCUCCGCCGCCGCCGGCUUCGCCAGUCCUAACGACGCCGUUGACUACUACCUCAAGUCUCGCGGCUACAACGGCCUCUUCUCUCAGAUCGAGUUAUCCUUUUCUGCUUCCAAUUUGCGAGACCGGGACGUGAUUUCAAAGAGCGAUGCAAUGGUGGUUGUUUAUAUAAAAGGAAGAGAUGGAACACUUGCGGAAUUGUUCCGCACUGAAGUUGUUUUGAAUUCUUUGAAUCCUAAAUGGAUUAAGAAACUUACAAUCGGUUAUCAGUUCGAGAUUGUGCAAACGUUGUUGUUUCGUCUGUAUGAUAUUGACACUCAGUUUCAGAAUUCGAGGGAGGAGUUGCUUAAGCUCGACGAGCAACAAUUUCUCGGCGAGGCAACAUGUACAUUGUCUGAGAUUAUCACCAAAUCAAAUAGGACAAUUGCCUUAGAACUCAUGCAUAAAGAAGGUGUUACUGCACAGACUCAGACACAAAACCACGGAAAACUUAUCGUCCAUGCUGAGGAGUCUCUAGCUUCUAAGACAAUGACAGAGAUAGUAUUUAGGUGCUUGAAUUUGGAAUCAAUGGAUCAUUUCACUAAAAGUGACCCGUUUUUGGUGAUAUCUAAGAUUGUAGAGCACGGUGCUCCAAUCCCGGUCUCUAAAACCGAAGUCUUAAGGAAUGAUGCCAAUCCGCUUUGGAAACCAGUCUGUCUAAGUGUUCAACAAGUGGGGAGUAAGGAGAGCCCACUGGUAAUAGAGUGCUUAGACUUUAAUGGCAAUGGCAAUCACAGUCUGAUCGGAAAAAUUCAGAAGUCACUUUCAGACUUAGAAAAGCUUCAUUUGAGUGGCCAAGGAAUCAAUUUAUUCUUACCUACCGGUGUUGGACAUAAACAUGAAGACAGGGCAUUAAAGAGCCAGCUUUUCGUGGACAAGUUUACUGAAACUGUUCAGCAUACAUUCCUAGAGUACUUGGCGUCUGGAUUUGAACUGAACUUCAUGGUCGCAAUUGAUUUCACGGCUUCAAAUGGAAAUCCUCGCCUCCCAGAUUCCUUGCAUUACAUUGAUCCUACAGGACGCUUAAAUGCCUACCAGAGAGCAAUAGUUGAAGUUGGAGAAGUGUUGCAGUUCUAUGACUCUGACAAACGCUUUCCCGCAUGGGGUUUUGGAGCUCGUCCUAUCGACAUCCCUGUUUCACAUUGCUUUAACCUCAACGGAAGCAGUACAUACUGCGAGGUAGAUGGGAUUCAAGGCAUCAUGAAUGCCUACAAUGGUGCUCUCUUCAACGUCUCUUUUGCAGGGCCUACUCUAUUUGGUCCCGUGAUCAACGCUGCUGCGACAAUCGCAAGCGAGUCACUCGCUCAAAAUGCAAGGAGAUAUUACGUCUUGCUGAUAAUCACUGAUGGAGUGAUAACAGAUCUGCAAGAAACGAGAGACGCAUUGGUCAGUGCAUCGGAUCUCCCAUUAUCAAUCCUCAUCGUUGGAGUCGGAGGAGCUGACUAUAAAGAAAUGGAGGUACUAGAUGGAGACAAAGGGGAGAGAUUAGAGAGCUCGAGCGGUCGCGUGGCGUCACGUGAUAUCGUGCAGUUUGUUGCAUUACGAGACAUACAAUAUGGAGAGGUCUCAGUGGUAGAAGCGCUUCUAGCGGAAUUGCCUUCACAAUUUUUGACGUACAUGAGAAACCGUAAUAUCACUCCCACUUCUUCUUCUUGAUCCACCUCUCUACCCCUGUACAUACAUCUUCAACACAGCUCUAAACGCUGUCGUUUUUCCUUUGGCUUUUUUUAUUUGCUACUUGUCUGGAAUUUUUCCAUUUCGAGUAUGCCACGACAAAUCUCUUUCCAGACAAAUAUUAUUUUUAUUUAAUAUAAUUAUUUUCCCAAAUUACUA